UUUCCUCGCUCUUCGCCAAUCGGCGGCAGCAGCAUCGUCUCGUGGCUCCGGGGAAGAGGUCUCCACUGGAGAGCUACAGGGCUCUGCUCAGUAACCUGGACGAGUGCCCGACAGGCGGCUGCCUUCCCAACCUCCCCAGGGUGGUCAGCGGCAAUUCGAAGUGACUCUUCCUUAACGGUGUGGAGAGAAGAACUGUGGCAUUGUGAGGAACGCCACCACGAUAAUUCAAGAAUUUAGAACAUCCAUUUGCAGUCUGGGCGGUGCAGCCAGAAAGCUUCUGGCAGAUGGACACUCCCAGAAGAGAGAGCAUCUCCGUGUGCCUGGAAGAAGCAGCGCUUUGCAAGUCCUUCCCCGAACGGCGUGGUGCGGACGCACCCAGAACUGCUGCUUCCAGGCAAGGGGCACGGCAGCUAAAUGACUCCUGCGUUGGCUCCGUGGACAUGGAACUCUUCCUCCACUACUCCCUCAUCCCGUCAUUGUGCAUCAUUUUGGUCUUGUCCUUUCUCCAAAGACGGGAGCACUGUAGACAGAGAGAUGACACUUCUUACCUCCUGAGCGACCACUUUGGAAUCAUCAUACCUCUGGACUUCGUGGGCACUUUUAGUAACCGAUGGUCCUAUGGAAUCGCCUUUGGGGCCACAGCCAAUAAGGUCAUGUUCUUGUUCGCAGAAGGCUACCAGCCCCUGCAGGUCCCGCAGUGGGCCCAAGCCUUUGUGCUUCUCAUCGGAGGCAUCGAAGUCGGCCUGUCCCACUUCCCCUUCUUUGCCUGCCUCUCAUCAGAGUUCCGGCUGGUCAGCUCCAUCCUGGGCUUCAGCUACUCCCUGAUCUGGUUUGCUGUCACUGUCCUUCACAUCACACAGUGUCCCCAUGGACGGUUUUUGGGGAGGUUCGAGGCCGUCAUGUUCUACUGGCCCUCACUGCUGUGCCUGUCCUUCCUGCUGGGCCGAUUCCUGUACAUGUCCGUCAAGUCUCUGAGGGUCCGCCUGGGCUGGGAGCUGCAGACGGAAGAAAAGCCUUUCCUGGAAAUUCACCAGGCAGAGCAUGUGAAGCAGCUCCUGAGGAAGCCGCCCCUGCACGAGGGAAAAAAGUCUUGGUUCCAAACCAGGAUCUACGAGUGGGACCCCUGCUUUCAGUUCCCCAGCAGGAUGAUCGGAACUGUGGUGCUGGCUUUCAUCUGCCUGUACCUGUUCAUUGUCAUUGAGUUCUGCGUGUUCGUGUACGUGAGAGAGAAGCUGGAUGUGUUGGAAGGGGAGUUGGAGAGCUACAUUGCCUCCAUGAACCAGAUGGGGACCCUGGCCCCGGUCAUCCUGCAGAUGAAGGAGCUGAUGAACAUCUCCAAAGGAGUCUGGGUGGCUACCAUCCUGCCGGCCGCCCUCACGUGCGUGAGCUAUCUCUUCCACAUCUUGGCUUGCUACAGAAAGCACAUGAAGAGGUUGUGGGCAGGCAAUAAACACUUUCUCCCUCUGAAGUUCCGUAACCCUUCCUCAUCAGGGAGUGUGGUGGCCAUUGCAAGGUACUCUGGCUGGCAGAUAGCCUACAUUCUGUGGGGCUACCUCAUUAUUCAUGUGGUGCAGAGCCUGUUGGGCUUGGUGAUCAUGUACAGCCUGGUGUUGCCCAUCAUCCACAACCAGGGGCUGGAGAUGCUCCACGGACUGGGCAUCGGCAUCCUCACCAUGUCCAUCGUCCUGGGUCUCAUGAUCAUGCAGGUGUGGAUCGCCUCCAGCUUCUUCCUACAGCCCAAGGUGGGUGCAGCCGACAAGCAGAAGCCCCUGGCGCUGAACAACAGGAAGGCAUUCCACAACUUCAACUACUUUCUGUUCUUCUACAACGUGCUGCUGGGCCUGGGCGCCUGCCUUUCCAGGCUGCUCAUCAGCUGCAUCCUGGGCACGUGGCUGAUUGCCCGCAUUGACAGGACCAUCAUGCAGCAUGGCUACGAGGAAGCAGACAUGGGGUUCGGCGCCUGGGUCGGCAUGCUCUAUGUGGACCACUGCCACACCAACCCCGUGCUCGUCAGCUUCUGCCACAUCCUGAUCACAGGCCGCAGGGACAGGAAGCUGCAGCAGGCCGUCCUAUACAGGCACCCAAAUCAGUCAGCAGGUCCCCGCGUCUCAGCUAGGUCCAGGACGAGGUGGCUCCUGCUGCAGACCCUGAUCAACAACCCCGGACUGGUCAUGCUCAGAAAAUCAAAACUGGGUCAUGGCUCCCAGGAGUUCACCCAGAUUCUGCUGACGAGCUCGGAGAGCUGACUCUGACCUCCAGCACUGCCCUGAGGCCGUGCCAGGAUGGCCGCCCCCGAGAGGAGGCCCAGGCUGCGCUGCAGCUGCCCCUGAGUGUGGUGGGACGUACAGCCGCUGUCUGCGUGGACGGCACACUGUAUCGGCCGCUCGGGGGAUGGCACCUGGGCUGAGCAAUGACGUCUCGGGUCUAAGUCACUCCCCUGGUAAAAAGAUCGAGCACUAAAGAGAAUCUCUGUUGCACCAA
Molecule: messenger RNA, 2481 nt
Organism: Phyllostomus hastatus (greater spear-nosed bat)
Lineage: Eukaryota; Metazoa; Chordata; Mammalia; Chiroptera; Phyllostomidae
Product: stimulated by retinoic acid gene 6 protein-like
Exons: 19
Coding region: 285-2246 (653 amino acids)
Biological process (GO): vitamin A import into cell
Cellular component (GO): plasma membrane
Molecular function (GO): retinol transmembrane transporter activity; signaling receptor activity
Source: RefSeq, a predicted model, not a curated record